Teleopsis dalmanni is the source of this 422-nucleotide messenger RNA. Its product is annotated as protein hemingway-like. The coding region runs from base 16 to 306 and encodes 96 amino acids. Lineage: Eukaryota; Metazoa; Arthropoda; Insecta; Diptera; Diopsidae. The record is from RefSeq and is a predicted model, not a curated record. The transcript has 2 exons.
AACUUUAAAACUCACAUGGAAAGAAUACCAGUUCCUGCGCGUUUUCCUGCCGUAAGACCUUUUAGAAAUCGCAGCUUCACCGAUUUGCAGAUGCGUGAGAUUGCCCGCGAAAACAAUAUUUUGGCACGAAAGUUAGUUGCUUUGAAGCCAAAAAAAUAUAAUAAUGCGUACCAACAGAUGGUGCCACGCAAAAUAAUUGCGCCCUCGCUGACCACUCGUAAAAAGCAGCAGCAACAGAUCGAUUUCGAGAACAAUAUUCUGAAGGGCAAAUUGAUGGCUAUUGGACGUCGUAAACCACUUUUUUAAGUAUUUGUUUUGUAAUUUUUUUAAUGUAUAUUUUUUAUAUUACUUUUUUUGGCUAUAUAAGCUUGAGUCUAUUAAUAAUAAAUUAUAAUGAAGUGCUGUUUGAUAGAAAGAAUAUA